ACCUUCCGGGGAGGCGUGCGCGCGCGCGCGCGCAUGCGGAGGCAAGAGCCGGAAGUUCCCCUGAGAACGGGCCUUCCCGCGAAAACCGCCGGCCGGAACUGCCAGGAGGUCCCGCCUCCGGGCGGAACUCCGGGUUGCCGGGCAACCGCGGAGGGAGACGCAGGCUGGCUCAGUGUUCCGUGGGGAAAGCCGAGUGUAGCUCCCACCUCCUGUCCUGGCAACUUCCUUUCCCGGCCGCCUUCCUUCUUGCCGCCUCUCCUUGCGUCGGGGAAUCCCUGCCCUUGGCAAUACGUACACCUCUCCGGCUCCCAAGACCGCUUAGCGCCCACCUGCUUGAAAGCCGGUAUUCACCCGAAGCGGAGCGACCUGGCCCCGGGCGUGGCCUCCACGCUGACCGACCGCACCUGCUCGGCCAUGGGCACCUACACCUACACCUACACCAGCCGGCCUCGGGCCCUGCCCUGCCAGCGCCGCCGUUACCGGGACCACCUGAUGCAGCUGUGUAUACAUACAAGUACACACAGGACCUUUUCUGUCACUCAGCCUGGGCAGCCUGAUCCUAUGGAAAUUCAGAGACAGCAACAGGCUAAGAGGAGGGCUCUUGCCAAAAAGCGAGCUCAAGAACAGUUCAGACCACGAACACCCGAGCCCGUGGAAGGCAGAACGCACGUGGAUGUGCAGACAGAAAUGUACCUUGAAGAAAUUGCUGACCGUAUAAUAGAAGUUGAUGUGGAAUGCCAAACAGAUGCAUUUUUGGACAGACCACCAACACCACUCUUUAUUCCUGCCAAAACUGGCAAAGAUGUGGCCACCCAAAUACUAGAAGGAGAGCUCUUUGACUUUGAUCUUGAAGUUAAACCAAUGUUAGAAGUUCUGGUGGGAAAGACCAUUGAGCAGUCUCUUUUGGAAGUAAUGGAAGAAGAAGAGUUGGCUAACCUGCGGGCCAGUCAGUAUGCGUAUGAAGAGUUACGCAACGUCGAACUUGCUGAAGUCCAGCGACUUGCAGAGCAAGAGAAACGACACAGAGAGGAAAAAGAGCGCCGGAAGCGACAGCAGUGGGAGGUGGUGUACAAACACAGCGAGACGGCGCAGAAAGUGGCGGCGCGCGUGUUCGCCCAGCGGUACCUGGCCGACCUUCUCCCCUCGGUGUUCGACAGCCUCCGGGACGGCGGCUACUUCUACGACCCCGUUGAAAGAGAUAUUGAAAUAGGAUUCCUUCCAUGGCUAAUGAAUGAAGUUGACAAAACCAUGGAAUACAGUAUGGUGGGAAGAACAGUGCUUGACAAGUUGAUUCGUGAGGUGGUUGAGAAGAGACUGGCUGCGUAUGAGCAGAGGGACGACCAGCCCCCGGCCGGGAAGCCUAAGGACGAGCUCGGGGGGUCCGGGAGGACGACAGAACCACCAGCGGGUUAUGAACUCCAGGAACAAAGCACAGCACAGCCACAGAGGCCACUUCUGGGAAGAGACUCCCUGCAAAGAACACCAGAUGAUGGAAGAUAUAUGGAGAGUGUGUUAGCCCAAGAAACGAAGCUUAUGGAAGAAGGAGAGUAUGAGCAAACAAAAAUAAGGAAAACCUCGGGGACAGAAGUGCUACAACCAAGGGGAGACUUCCAGCCAUGAAACCAAUCAACAGCCAGUCAGCAUUGCAAGCAAUCAGGUAAUGGUGCGCAGGCCCCCUCAGGUUAUGGAAAUUAUGUUGCAUUUACUCAACAUGCCUUUUUGUCUACUGGAUUGGACAAAUCAAAUAUGUUGAAAUAAUAAAACUAAUUGAAAUGAAACUUAA
Herpailurus yagouaroundi (jaguarundi) is the source of this 1783-nucleotide messenger RNA. RefSeq names its product radial spoke head 3 (gene RSPH3). The transcript has 8 exons. Gene Ontology annotation, cellular component: cilium. NCBI's taxonomy places the organism in Eukaryota, Metazoa, Chordata, Mammalia, Carnivora, Felidae. The record is from RefSeq and is a predicted model, not a curated record. Bases 34 to 1620 code for a protein of 528 amino acids.